Messenger RNA from Arvicanthis niloticus (Nile rat), 2008 nucleotides. It is a transcript of the gene Fundc1, whose product is annotated as FUN14 domain containing 1. NCBI's taxonomy places the organism in Eukaryota, Metazoa, Chordata, Mammalia, Rodentia, Muridae. Gene Ontology annotation, biological process: autophagy of mitochondrion. Gene Ontology annotation, cellular component: mitochondrial outer membrane. The record is from RefSeq and is a predicted model, not a curated record.
GGAGGUGUGGGCGGUGACCGGACUGCGUGUGUGUUUGUGUGGAGGAGGAGGCCGAGGAAAACGAGAGACCAUAGACAUCCACCUCGGCCUAGAGCGUCCUUUAAAGUGUUGGGGAGAGGCGGGCGGGGACCACCCCCAACUGGCCGCUGGCGGUAUCAUGGCGUCCCGGAACCCCCCUCCCCAAGACUACGAAAGCGAUGACGAAUCUUACGAAGUGUUGGAUUUAACUGAGUAUGCAAGAAGACACCACUGGUGGAAUCGGGUGUUUGGCCACAGUUCCGGACCUAUGGUAGAAAAAUACUCAGUAGCUACCCAGAUUGUAAUGGGCGGCGUGACUGGCUGGUGUGCAGGAUUUUUAUUCCAGAAGGUUGGAAAACUUGCUGCAACUGCAGUAGGUGGUGGUUUUCUUCUUCUACAGGUUGCCAGUCACAGUGGCUAUGUGCAGAUCGACUGGAAGAGAGUUGAAAAAGAUGUAAACAAAGCAAAAAGGCAGAUUAAAAAGCGAGCAAACAAAGCAGCACCUGAAAUCAACAAUAUAAUUGAAGAAGCAACAGACUUUAUCAAGCAGAACAUUGUGAUAUCCAGCGGCUUCGUGGGAGGCUUUUUGCUAGGCCUGGCAUCUUAAGGACGUGAAGGUUCUAUGGUAGUGGAUCCAACAGUGGGAGGAAGACUAUGGCAGCAGGGUGAUCUCUCAAUGACACAAUGCUACCAGAGUCUCCAGAGUAAGGAUCAGCCAGCUGGACAAUUGCAAAUGCAGCAGCUUAGUGUCUUGCCACCUGCAGCUUACCAAGCUAGAAUCUGCUGUAAGACAACCUGUGUGGCGUGUGAACAGUAGUGUUCUUGAGCAAAUCAUGGAUUUUACAAAUUUUUAAAUUUACGUUUGUUUAGAAACCAGCCUAUGAUUAUCAUCACUGGAUAUAGUGGACACAGAAAAAGCUGUUACAUGUACUGUCCAAUGAAAUAGUACCCUAUCUUCCUUUCAAAGUUCUUUGUGCUUUACUGUCUAGUGCCAAUAAUUAAAACCUGUCUCAUAGCUUCAAUAUUAUGGCUGACUUUUUUUUUUAAAUGUGUUUGCAAUAAACUGAAGAAUUGUUUUACCCCUUUGUGGAAGGCAAAAUAGAAUUAUUAAGCUAUUAAACUCUUCUGAUGUAUUGAUCUGUAGGAUUUUUCCCCCUUCUGUUUCUUACUUUGCUUAUGUGUAAUCUUUACAUUAAAGAAGGCUUUUGUAAUGAAAUACUACAUGCCUAACCCUUCUCUAAUAUCUCCAGUUUUUAAAAUGUCUCCUUGUAAGUUCUAAUUUUUGGGGGGUCUGUUUGAUUUCUUUAUCCCCGCUAGCUUAAAUAGAACUAAUUUGGGAGUCUGUUAUUAGUUGGAUCAUUGAUAUGCUUUAUUAAUUUUAAAUGCAUCUUACUUUUAUUUCUAAAAAAUCCUAUUUUUUUUUUGGCCUCUUCGCCAAAAAGUGCAGGUUGCUUUAAAAUACUUAGUAGUAUAAUAUAAACUUAUUGUCUGAAGGACUGUGAUUUUCUAUGUAGUCCUAAAAUUAUAGCUUAAAUAUAGUUGCUGCCUUGAUUAUGUGAUGUAAGCACUAGAUUUCUCAGGCAUUGCUAGCAUUAUGUUACUUGAAUAUUAGACCAAUUUACUUGUUUCUCUCGGCCAGCCUCACACUUGUUCCAAGCAUCUCUUGUCCAAAAACAGCUUUCAGUAUUGUUAUUCUUGUUCAUAGAAUUCUAGGUUGUUCCUGGGGAAAACAGCAGAACAAUAUAGGUUAGAGUCUUCAGAUUGGAACAAUUGCAACUAUUCAGACUAUCUCCCUGUGAUAGGAAGCUCCUAUAGUAUAUUCUGUGUCUUGUAAAUGAGUCAUUUCAUAUUUUUCAUAUUGGUUACAAGCUGUGUGCUUGUACUGUCAUGAAAUUCUUUAAACUCAAAUGUGCAAUUGAAUUUUAGUUUCUUUUAUUCUCAUUAGUCCCUCAUAUAGAAUGCUAAAUAAAACUCAGUUUCUUAAUAUGAA